CGGCGGCCACAUCUUCGGCUUCUAGAAGCCGUUGCUACAGAGAGGGAGAAGGAAGAAUCCUCCCGGCUGUCGACGGCUGCGGCCGCGGCAGCGAUCGUGCGCAAUGCCGAGUCCACAGUCGGAGAUCUAGGUAAGUAUCCCUAUUCCUCCAGUUGAGGGUUCAGGAAGCCUUAGAAAGAAAGAGGAAGAGGCACUGUGAGGGAGGAGAUGAGAUCGGGAAUUCCUUUUCUUCUCUCUUUUUUAUAAGCUGAUUCAAAAUAGUGGCUCGCUCACCGCCGCGAUGCUCGGGGCGGUUGAGCGGAAUCCGCGGCCAACGAUGCACAUACUUAUCUCAAGCCUAACCUUCCAAGGGAUAGAUCCCAUGAAAGGUUGGACUCCUAUGUAUCUUCUAAACUCUAUCUAAUCCCCGUAUCUUAUCUUCUAGUAGCAGCCUCGUUGCCAUCUUGUUAAAGGAGAGGCACCGAACUCUUUUUCCUCUUACCGAGACAUUCUGAUAUCAGGGAUACUAGCAGCAGCAUGGCUGCAGACCGAAUUAGCGAACUCCCUGAUCCCAUCCUUCACCACAUUCUCUCCUAUUUGCCCACCAAACUUGUCGUGAAGACUAGCAUCCUGUCAAAAAGAUGGAGAUAUCUAUGGGCUUCCUGUUCCCACGUCCAUAUCGGCAUUGAUGAUUUCCCCAGCAUCACCAGCUUCGAGCGUUUUACCGAAGCUGUGCUGCUCUGCCGUGAUGCAUCGUCAGCCAUCCAAACCUUCCAUCUCUGCUGGGACCGAGACUACGACCAAUUCCAUGCUGAUAUAUGGAUCUACCAUGCAGUGCAACGCAGCGUUCGAGAGCUCGAUCUCGCGCUCGCCCUCAACGGGAAGCUCCCGCGGUGCAUCUUCACUUGCAAAACGCUGUCAAUCCUCAAGUUGACACUGAAUAAUCACCUCAGAGAUAUGGAGUUCCCAAUUAAUCUCUCCAGGCUGGAAACCUUGCACCUCUCGGCCACCACUUUCGAAGGCGACACCUUGGUAAAAUUAAUCUCCGGAUGCCCGGUUCUCGAGUGCUUGAAGAUGAUGUUCUGUAAGUUUUAUGUGCUGGAGAUCAAUUCUAGGAAACUCAAGCAUUUAGAUCUUUUGGAGACUGGUUCCCGUCGUGCUAGAGUUCGAGUUGUUGCUCCGGGCCUGAAGUCUUUGGACAUUCGGAGUUUGAAAGCACAGGAAAUUUCUCUGGAGCAUUUGACAUCCCUGGAGAGAGCAGAUCUUCGCAAUCUUACUUUUCAUGGUGAAACAAGGGUCUUUAGAAGCCUAUAUGCUGUAUCAAGUCUCCAGUUAAAUGAUUCGGCUUUGGAGUAUAUUUUCAAAGAGAUGCUUUUCUCACAAAGUGCUCCAACAAGACUUCAAAGGCUAAAGAAUUUGAAGCUGAUGACAUGUAUGAGCGAUGCCCCCUUGGAAGCAAUUACUUGUUUACUCCACCAAUCACCUAAUCUUGAAAAUCUAGUAAUUGAAUUUUAUAAGGAAGCUAGAUUCGAAAGAACAUUUUGGGAGGAGAAAAGGCCAGUCCCGGAUAGUUUCUUUGGUAAGCUUGAGUUAUUGGGUAACCUGAAGUCAGUUGAAAUUCGUCACUUCAAAAGCAGGACGAGCACUCAUGAACUUGUGAAGUUUUUCCUCUCAAAUGGAAAGAGGUUAGAGAAAAUGCUCAUAAUUCCCAAGCAAGGGUAGUUCAAAGUUCACAAAGAGGAACAUGUUGAGAGAAAACCAACCAACUUCAAUUUAAGCCAUGUUGGCUCUUCACUAGAUUUGAAGUACUCUGCAUUUGUUCUUGGUUUUAUGAUCAUACAAGGACUUAAUUAUUGAGCUUUGCUUGUGUCGGUAAGUACUAAUCCUAUAUAUAAUGAAGUGUUUG
This is a messenger RNA of Phoenix dactylifera (date palm), 1885 nucleotides long. Its product is annotated as F-box/FBD/LRR-repeat protein At2g26030-like. NCBI's taxonomy places the organism in Eukaryota, Viridiplantae, Streptophyta, Magnoliopsida, Arecales, Arecaceae. The record is from RefSeq and is a predicted model, not a curated record. Gene Ontology annotation, molecular function: protein binding.